GCUAUGGUUCCAGCCAGUAGCAGGCACAUGCAUCCAACUCACUGAAGUGGACCUCAGCCACUUACUGUGGCUAGUGCUUGCAUGUAAAAGGACGCAUCUGUAAUUUUACAGUGAAAGUAAACCAUGACAGAAACAGAUGGCUUCUACCGAAGCAGGGAAGUGUUUGAUCCAGCAGAACAGUACAAGAUGGACCACAAGAGGAGGGGAAUUGCCCUAAUCUUCAACCAUGAGAGGUUUUUCUGGCACCUGAUGCUCCCAGAGAGGCGGGGCACCAGAGCAGACAGGGACAACCUAACUCGAAGGUUUUCAGAACUAGGAUUUGAGGUGAAGUGCUUUGAUGAUCUCAAAGCACAGGAACUGCUGCUCACAAUUCACGAGGUGUCGACCUCAAGCCAUGUAGAUGCCGAUUGCUUCCUGUGUGUCUUCCUGAGCCACGGGGAAGGCAACCACAUUUAUGCAUAUGACGCCAAAAUUGAAAUUCAGACAUUGACUGGCUUGUUCAAAGGAGACAAGUGUCAGAGCCUGGUUGGAAAACCCAAGAUAUUUAUCAUUCAGGCCUGUAGGGGCAACCAGCAUGACGUGCCAGUGGUUCCUCUGGACGUGGUGGAUCAUCAGCCGGACAGGCCGGACAACGUCACCCAGGUGGAUGCCGCCUCUGUGUACACCCUGCCUGCGGGGGCAGACUUCCUCAUGUGCUACUCCGUCGCGGAAGGGUAUUACUCUCACCGAGAGACUGUGAACGGCUCCUGGUACAUUCAGGAUUUGUGUGAGAUGCUGGCGAGGUAUGGGAAUACCUUGGAGUUCACGGAGCUGCUCACGCUGGUGAACAGAAAGGUCUCUCAGCGACGUGUGGACUUCUGCCAGGACCGAGGUGCGAUUGGCAAGAAGCAGGUUCCCUGCUUUGCCUCAAUGCUGACCAAAAAGCUGCAUUUCUGUCCCAAAUCUACCAAGUAGGCUCAUCUCUAUAUAUAUUUCCCUUUUAUAUAGUGGUCAGUCUGUUGAAUAUUUCAAGGUUUAUUAAGAUUCCAUGGAAAAGCAAUGUUUUGUGUUUGUUAUUUUUCAAUCAUGUUGGGCAUGGUGAAAAGACUAAAAGAAAUCCUCAGGAAAUUACUAUGCGUAAAUGUCUACCAGCAUUUAUUACAUUUUUAGCAAACUGCAAGAUUACUCAAAAUGCCAGUUAGUGCCUUACAUUUUAUGACACUAUUUAUACAAGUUUAUUGUAGAGUAUUUUUAAAAGAUUUUUGAAACUCGAGAAUGAGAUUGUUUUCACUUAAUAAAAUACCUAAAACUCA
Molecule: messenger RNA, 1292 nt
Organism: Meriones unguiculatus (Mongolian gerbil)
Lineage: Eukaryota; Metazoa; Chordata; Mammalia; Rodentia; Muridae
Gene: Casp6
Product: caspase 6
Exons: 7
Coding region: 124-954 (276 amino acids)
Biological process (GO): proteolysis; apoptotic process
Cellular component (GO): cytoplasm
Source: RefSeq, a predicted model, not a curated record